Messenger RNA from Prorocentrum cordatum, 293 nucleotides. NCBI's taxonomy places the organism in Eukaryota, Dinophyceae, Prorocentrales, Prorocentraceae. The record is from the annotation of a GenBank genome assembly.
GCGCCGACGCCCUGGCCGCCGCCCGCGACUACGAGAUCUCUUCGAGGCAGGCCCGGGGAGCGCAGCGCUGCGCCGCGCCAGAUGUGCUGGCCGCCGCGGCAGCGCGGCGUCAGGUGCAUCGCCGGCCGCAUCACCAGCGUGAGAGAUGGCCGUUUCGGCAGGAGCACUUCGGCAACGGUCAGGAGCACUUCGGCCUCCAGGGCCCCCGGCGCCUCGGCGCCCGCUCCGCGCCCAGCGUGUGGGAGCCUGCGGACGGGGUUGCCGACGACGUCGACGCAGACCUGGAGGGCAGC